Molecule: messenger RNA, 585 nt
Organism: Aspergillus steynii IBT 23096
Lineage: Eukaryota; Fungi; Ascomycota; Eurotiomycetes; Eurotiales; Aspergillaceae
Exons: 1
Coding region: 174-500 (108 amino acids)
Source: RefSeq, a predicted model, not a curated record
AACUUAUCCUUCUGGACGUAUGCCCGGCAAAAUGGAUGCAUCAUAUCCUUCACCCGUCUGUACAUGAAGACCGAGAUAGCAAAGCAUGGUGGCGUUGCUGACAGAUUCUCGUGCGAGGGUGGGAAUCCAAACUUACGGAGGGAGGGCCUUCAUCUGGACUCGGGAUGAUCUAGAUGGAUGCUGGCCAGGAUGGAUAUGGGUUUUCGAUUUUCGAUGGCCAUCGUGGCGCUGCUGCAUUGGAUGUAUGCUUUUACUGGGUAUGCUCUCCGCUGUUUCGGUCGUUUGUCUUUUUUUUUUCCUACGUGGGAAUUCCUUUUGAAGGGUUGGCGAUCGAGAGGGUAUCGCUAUUGGCUGGGGAUCUCUGGUUCCUGGGCAAUUGGUUCGUCCCGAGGAUUCCCCUGAUCUCGAGGGCGGUGCCGAACUGGGCCGCGGAAAUGGAUCGGUCGAACGAUUGCGAGUCUCGGGAUUCCCAAGCGUCAAGAUCGGCUUUGCGGAUGUGAGACGUCGAGUGCAAAAAUAAACCACGGAGUUCUACGCUGGACGAGCAUCGCACGGUUCAGGCACGGCGGGAGGAUUCGCAAAUUA